AUGGUCAGGUAUCGAGUUGCUUUCAUGACUGGCUGUGGGAUCCCCCACCGGUUUCUGCCUGGUCUCCAACCGUCAAGGAUCCAUGAAUCCAAGGUUGUCUGCACGCACCGCGCCUCGAGAAUCGAAGGGUCUUCACAUUCACACCGCAAACAUGCGCAUCGAGAAACCCCACCCGGACUAGCGCAUCCCUCCGCGGCGACCUGCUUGUUCUACGUAGAGCAGGCCCACAUCUACGGCCGCCUGCUUCGAACGUGCAUUAUGAACGGACACGUAGGUGCGCGCAUGACUGUACGAGAAUUCAUGUCACGAUACCCGGACAAAGCGUUUGACUAUCUCGUGAGGCACUUCGAGGACGACCCAAGAGUCCAGGCGGAAAUCAAUGGCUAUCUAACUCACCCCGAAAGUGGACAGUCUCAGAGUUAUGAGCUCUCGCGCAAUCAGAAAGGAUCUUAUUCGACGUCGCCCGUUGAUUCUCAUCACCACGUCCUCCAGCUUCGGCAUCUCAAGCUUCACGUACCUCUUCGAAAGAAUGAUACAUUGGAAGUGCCCAUAUCCAGGUCUGCGGCUCCUGGCGUCUAUACAGAAGUACCUGUAUCAUAUUCCAUUGAGCUGACUUGGUUACGGUCUGGCGCUGAUAUGACACACAAAACCACUUUUCACGUCGUUGUUAGCAACUUGCUAGACAUAGAUGUACUUUUGGGUGAAGGGGAAACCGGUGAAUAUUCUUCAGGAAGUCAACCAAAUAAUCUUCCGCAAACAUCGCGCGACUUUAGCCAUGUUUCCAGAGGGAGCUCAGGUAAUAUACCAGGAUAUGCACAAACACCACCUGUACCAUCUUGGCAUCGCUCGGCCACAUGCACGACAACCGACGACUCUAGCACGACAACUGUUCAACAUCAGCCAUCCCAACAUUAUCAACAACCCCCACCCUUCUUACAACCAAUUUUCAACCAGUACAAAUCUCCGCAGCACUCAAGUCCCAUCAUCAAGCAUCCUCCGCGUCCAACAACACAAAUCGAUACUUCAAGGUCUGCCCAAACUCCCGCUGUUCUUGCAGCUUCGACACACCAGACCAGUGAUCCCAACGCUCCCAUCAGCAGAAUCAGACUCUUCCUCGAAUGGGGCAGAACGCCCAUCUUGCUCUGGCUAGACCUCUGUGCAUCUGGCGACGCUUUCUUCCAAGCUUUCCAAAAGCUUGCUCUGCAAAGAAAACGCACGUUGGACCGCGCCGAAACAGUAUUAUAUCUGCGGCAAAACAAGGAUGGCGUGGAUGACGAGGAGUAUCCGCUUUCUCUCGACGAGGAAGAAUUGGAUGCUGAUUGGGGAUCAACAGUGGCCUGGCUGAUGGAGAACAGAAGAGAUAAGCCACCGCACAUACAUGGGCGCGUCGAGGUUGGCGAAGGGUAG
Messenger RNA from Plenodomus lingam JN3, 1407 nucleotides. NCBI's taxonomy places the organism in Eukaryota, Fungi, Ascomycota, Dothideomycetes, Pleosporales, Leptosphaeriaceae. The record is from RefSeq and is a predicted model, not a curated record.